CGGACACGUCGGCCAGAGCGCGCAGCUCGCAGUAGCCGCACUCGUCGUCGGUCACGCCGCAGCUGACCAGAGUCCCGUUCUCCGCGAAGGCCAGCAGCACGUUGACGCCGAACGUGGCGUUGCCCGGAUCUUCCUCCGCGACUCUGGAAAACUGCGCCGCGUCGCCCGCCCCAGUCAGGACGCCCCUCUGGUUGACCGCGCGCACCACGCUCAGGUCGCGCCUCAGCUGGUACAGCUUCUCCUCCGUGGCCACGUAGACUCCGUCGAGAGCGGUGACCAAGUGGCGGACGGCCCCGUCCGCGGUGAAGCUUCCGCCCGUCGCCUCCAGGCACCGGCAGCCUUCCGCCCAGAGGAGGCACAAGACGGACGCCCACAGCCGCGGGGGCAGCAUCUUCUCGGCCGCGGUGUCGAGCCGGACGCCUCGGGUGGCUCUGGAGGAAAAGCGCGUAAAAAGCGCACAGACCGAGUGGGAGGGACGCGCCGGGCGGCGAACGUCGCAGAUCCGCCCGUUUAUCUCCGAGAGCGAGGAAGCAAAUCGGGCACAAUGACGGCGAGACGCGGCCGAAACACGCCGCGCCGCGCCCGGGCGCAAAAAGUAGGUUCGGCCGAAAGGGAGGAACCGUGCGAAAUGGAAGCACGAAAAGGUAGAAUGAUUCGAAGGAAGAAAGACGGGGAAACAAAAGACGUCGGGAAGAUCCAAAAACAAACCCAACCAAAAACAACCAUUGAAGCAGGUCUGAGGUCGAAGGGAGGAAAGAAUGAAGGAAGUAGAGAUGGCAAAAUGAGAACAGAAGACAAGAAAAUAGGGCUGUGCCGGGCGGCCAAAAAAUGCUAAUGUGCGCAAAUAUUGUCUGCAACUAAUACAUAUUGGCUGAAAAUACCCGGUAGAAAAAGAUUAAGCGCACACUGCUGUCACCUUGUGGCGGAAAACCGCAUUGCACCAACAUCCCGUCCACGGAACGUUGAUCGCAUCGUCAUUCAAGUCAACUACGGUCACGUGUUCACACUUUAAUACGUCACUGCUUCACCGUGUCCCGCCGGCGACCGCUUUUCUUUUUUGGUUUUGUUUUGUUUUUGUUUUUUUACAGUCAAACGACGCAUUUGCAGAGCGACCAAAACAGUUGUUAUGAAACAACACCACCGCCACUCCAAAAAAAAGACAAAAAAUGAUAAUCAUACAAUCGUGCAUAAAUUAACCCAAAUAUGGAUAUUUAGUGAACUGGUGGGUUUCCCCUGUGUCGCCAACGGCUUCCGCUAGAGGUCGCUGCCCGCACUGUUUCGGCGCAGGGGCACUCGGAGCGCCUCGCCGUCUUAUAUUACCGCCGGCCGCCCGCACGCCAGCUUCAAUUCGCAGCGGCGAGCGAGCUGCUGUCCGUCGUCCCUCCGCCCGUCCGGUGCGCAUCCAGCCGGAGGGACGGACGCAACUUUCGUUGGGUGUCCUUCAUCUCCUCCCCUGCUCAUCCGGAGAUCGUCACCGACGGCGUUUUCUCCCGCGCGGACGGGGAGACGGACGGUCGAUUUCGGAGCUCGCCGUCAUGGCCAAAAGUCCGGAGGUGAAACUGGCCGUCUUAGGUCGAGCGGGGGUGGGCAAGUCAGCGUUGGUGGUGAGGUUUCUGACUCGACGCUUCAUCUGGGAGUACGACCCGACACUUGAGUCCACCUAUCGCCAUCAAGCCAAUAUCGAUGAUGAGGUUGUCGCCAUGGAGAUCCUGGACACAGCGGGCCAGGAGGACAACCAGCAGAGGGAAGGUCACGUGCGUUGGGGCGACGGCUUCGUGGUCGUGUACGACAUCACGGACCGAGGAAGCUUCGAGGACGUGGCGCCGCUGCGGAGUCUUCUCGGAGAGGUCAAGAAGCCCAAAAACGUGCCCCUGGUCCUGGUGGGCAACAAGCGCGACCUGGACCACGUGCGGCAGGUGAGCACCGAGGAGGGCGAACGCCUGGCGGCCGAAAUGGCCUGCGCCUUCUACGAGUGCUCGGCGUGCGCCGACGAGGGCGGCGCCGUGGCGGAGGUCUUCCACGAGCUGUGCCGCGAGGUGAGGCGGCGCAAGGCCGUGCAGGGCAAGGCCAGACGCCGCAGCUCCACCACGCACGUCAAGCAGGCCAUCAACAAGAUGCUGACCAAGAUCAGCAGCUAGGGGAGACUCCUGGGAAUGCCAAAUAAUCAGAAGAAAAUAAACUCUCUCCCAAAUGGACGAGAUGGGACCGCACUAGGUUCUCAUUUUCACCAAAAAGUGAACGAUAUCGCGCCUUUGGUGCACACCCCCCGGAAAAUGUACAAGGGACCCCAAUAAUUACGUAUGUGCAUCAAAGCCGAUCGUACCCCGAGACACAGAAAUGGACUCCUGUUGGAGUUAAUAUUGUCACCUGAUGGAUUUAUUCCGGGAAAUUGUCCAGAUAUGACAUAGUUCAUCCGUCACCGUUCCACUAAUUAAGCGAGUUCACCGCAUAGUUCCGAUUGACCAACAAACAAGCGGAUGAGCGGCUCGCGCGCUCUGUCGUAUCUGUGGGAAUAUACAGUAAUAUGCGUGUGGGAAACGUUCUGUCGGCAAAGGGUCGAUGAAAACAAAACAAACUUUUCUAGGUCUUUCUAGGUCUUUCUGUCGGUUGACAGAAAGACCUAGAAAAGUUCAAUGCCUGCCUCUUUAUUGGAUGAGCUGUCAUUGUCGACAGUAUAUUGCAACACAAGGAAACGGAAGGACACAGAGCGUCCUCCGUCGGCCGACCCCCGGUACGAAGGGAAACGAUCCAAUUCGUGCUGACGUGCGUCGCGCUCGCCAUGUGCUGUUCUAACUUUCAUAUAUACUGCGUUCUCCAGGAUGUAAGCCUUAAGCACUGCUGCUGCGUCGUAGCUGACGUGCGCUGAGAGAUACUGUAAUGGCUCAGACGUAUUCAACCUGUGUGUGUUUUUCUGUAUGUGACUUGUCCAACUGAUGUGCACUUAACUAUUAAAAAACGAGAUGCGCUCCA
Messenger RNA from Phycodurus eques (leafy seadragon), 2970 nucleotides. RefSeq names its product RAS-like, estrogen-regulated, growth inhibitor (gene rerg). The transcript is spliced from 5 exons. NCBI's taxonomy places the organism in Eukaryota, Metazoa, Chordata, Actinopteri, Syngnathiformes, Syngnathidae. The record is from RefSeq and is a predicted model, not a curated record. The coding region runs from base 1536 to 2138 and encodes 200 amino acids. Gene Ontology annotation, molecular function: GTPase activity; GTP binding.